Messenger RNA from Dunckerocampus dactyliophorus (ringed pipefish), 3472 nucleotides. RefSeq names its product leucine rich repeat containing 4Ba (gene lrrc4ba). The record is from RefSeq and is a predicted model, not a curated record. Gene Ontology annotation, molecular function: protein binding. Gene Ontology annotation, cellular component: plasma membrane. Lineage: Eukaryota; Metazoa; Chordata; Actinopteri; Syngnathiformes; Syngnathidae. The transcript is spliced from 3 exons. The coding region runs from base 453 to 2615 and encodes 720 amino acids.
UGUGUUCUACUGGAAGCGCGUCAGGUUGUCGUGGUAACGUCCAUCAGACACUCCUCUCUCGUCCAUGUGCAGCAGAGAGAGAAAGUGAGGGAGGGAGGAGGAGAAGACGACAGCAUCCAUUCGGCAGCCACUCUGCAGAGGAGCACUUUGCCCGGAGAGUCGUGGCAGCAGGAUGCGUCUUUUCCCGGCAUCGUCAUCGCCCUCAUCCUCAUCAUCCUCAUCGUCUCCACGCAUGGUCAAGUGACUCCUGCCUUUGUCUCGCCAACAAGAGGAGGGAAGAAAGGGAAUCGCGUCUGCUUUGGCGCACGUCUUAUGUUCCAACAACACGAGGGAGCCCAAGCAGGACGGGCGGGAUGCAGCAGUGAGGAGGCGGAGCAGAAGGAAAGCCAAGGCUUCUCCAGAUACGUGGGCCGUACCUUCGGAUCGCAGCGCCGGGUCAUGACCCAGUUGCCAUGCGCAUCGCCACGCUGACCUGCCUUCCCGGCCCUCCCCCCUUCCUCUUUCUGCUGGCCCAGCUGCUGCUGCACUUCCUGCUUCCCGGGUCCGAGCUGGUGGGCGCCGCCUCCUCCUGCCCCUCCCACUGCACCUGCUCCAACCAGGCCAGCCGCGUCAUCUGCACCAGGCAGAACCUGGACGACGUCCCAGAGAGCAUCUCUGUCAACACGCGAUACCUCAACCUGCAGGAGAACUCCAUACAGGUCAUCAAGUCGGACACCUUCAAGCACCUGAGGCAUCUGGAGAUCCUGCAGCUCUCCAAGAAUCAGAUCCGUCAGAUUGAAGUGGGCGCGUUCAAUGGCCUCCCCAACCUCAACACGCUGGAGCUGUUCGACAACCGCCUCACGCUGGUGCCAUCGCACGCCUUCGAGUACCUCAGCAAGCUGCGCGAGCUGUGGCUGCGCAACAACCCCAUCGAGACGCUGCCAGGCUACGCCUUCCACCGCGUGCCCUCGCUGCGACGCCUCGACCUCGGCGAGCUCAAAAAGCUGGAUUUCAUCUCGGACGCCGCCUUUGUGGGCCUGGUCAACCUGCGCUACCUGAACCUGGGCAUGUGCGGCCUCAAGGACAUCCCCAAGCUGACGGCGCUGGUGCGACUGGAGGAGCUGGAGCUGUCGGGGAACCGCCUGGAGAUCAUCCGCCCCGGCUCCUUCCAGGGCUUGGUGUCCCUGCGGAAGCUGUGGCUCAUGCACUCGCAGGUGUCGGUCAUCGAGCGCAAUGCCUUUGACGACCUGAAGAACCUGGAGGAGCUCAACUUGUCCCACAACUCGCUGCACUCGCUGCCACACGACCUCUUCACGCCGCUGCACCAGCUGGAGCGCGUGCACCUCAACCACAACCCGUGGGUGUGCAACUGUGACGUGCUGUGGCUCAGCUGGUGGCUGAAGGAGACGGUGCCCAGCAACACCACCUGCUGCGCCCGCUGCCAUGCCCCGCCCUUCUUGAAGGGCAAGUACAUCGGCGAGCUGGAUCAGAGCCACUUCACCUGCUACGCGCCCGUCAUCGUGGAGCCGCCCACUGACCUCAACGUCACCGAGGGCAUGGCCGCCGAGCUCAAGUGCCGCACCAGCACCUCCACGACGUCGGUCAACUGGAUCACGCCCAACGGCACGCUGAUGACACACGGCUCAUACCGCGUGCGCAUCUCAGUGCUACACGACGGCACGCUCAACUUCACCAACGUCACCCUGCGCGACACGGGCCAGUACACUUGCAUGGUGACCAACGCCGCCGGCAACACCACUGCCACUGCCGUCCUCAACGUCACCGCCGCCGAUGUCAGCGUCAACUACACCUACUUCACCACCGUCACCGUGGAAACUGUGGAGACGCCCGGAGAGGAGGAGUCCGCUUUGGUGGCCAUCAAUGAGACCUUCAUCGGCGUCCUCCCCGGCCCCACUCCCUCCGGGCACCUGUGGCCGGACGGCGUCCCCACCACGCCCUCCUCGCUGUCCAUCGACUGGUCCUCCUCGUCCCCCCGUGCCACCCGACCCACCUUCACUGUGCCCAUCACUGAGCCGGGCUUCUCGGGCCUGGAUGACGUGAUGAAAACCACCAAGAUCAUCAUCGGCUGCUUCGUGGCCAUCACCUUCAUGGCGGCCGUGAUGCUGGUGGUCUUCUACAAGCUGAGGAAGCAGCACCAGCUGCACAAGCACCACGGCCCCGCCCGUGCCAUCGAGAUCAUCAACGUGGAGGACGAACUGGGGGCCGGCGGCAGGGGCGGAGGCAUCUCUGGGGGCUCUGGCAUAACGCAGAGCAGCGGGAUAGGAGGCGGCCACAGCCUGCGGCGGCACCACUCAGACGUGGUCAACCUGCCCAGCCUGACCCGCUCCGAGCACCUCAACUACUACAAGUCCCAUCACUUCAACAACAACAUGGUGGGGCUGGGCAUGGGCACCCCCAUGGGCCUCAACAACAACAACAACCCUCUGCCUUGCUCUCAGAACAUGACUAUGUCCUGCUCCCAGGUCCCUAGCUCCACCGGCACCCUGCCCACCCCGGUGCCGCUGCCCCAGCUCAGCCUGCACAGCUCCCUGAAGGGCCUCAUGGCCAAGGGGCAGAACGAGCCGCUGCUCUUCAAGAGCGGCUCCAAGGAGAACGUGCAAGAGACUCAAAUCUGAUGGCAUGUGGAGCAAGGAGGUCAAAGUGGGGGGCGGAGGAUAGAGGGAGCCAGCGAGUAGCCGACGUCCUCGCGGCGACGACUAGCACACGCUCUCCAUCAGCGCGUCAUUCAGGCGACGACCAGCUCUCGUCUUUGCCAAAGUCCCAAACCAAGCCAACACACAGGAAGCGUUUUUUUUUUUUUUUACCAGCGGCUUCGUGUCUUUGUGGAAUAUUUCUACGGACACCAAACACGCUGCGUGGUUUUCACGCUGGAUUGCCAGGAUGCGUCUCACAGUACGACCAUGGAAGGAAGGAAGGAAGGAAUCGUGGCGUUGUGGACGAACCAGCGCCAUAAAGUUUAAAAAAAAAAAAGGGAAAAAAGAACUGAAAGUACAUAUUAUAUAUAUGGUAAAUAUAUUUUCACUGGAAGAAAUAAAUUAUAAUGAAUCUUUAUGGAGCUUCUGACGUAGAACUACGACAUGUGAAGAAUAUAUUUAACAACAAAAAACGGUUGUUCUAUGGCCCACUUUUCAAGAUGGCCGCUCCGUGGAAACUAAAUCUGAGUGAAUUUAGUUUUCUUUUUUUGUAGCCACAAAGAUUUAGUGUGGCGGUGACAAAAACAGGGUCGGAGUGCUGUGUAGCAUCAAUAAUGAAAAUAACAAGAAGAAGCAGCAGCAUCCUGCUGACAAAGCUCACAGUGUACAUAUUCCAACAAAGCUGCUCUCUAAUCACAAUGUUAGCGUUAGCAUCAUGGUCGUUGUUAUCACUACUUUUCAGUUGUACACCCACAUUGGUGGUUGGGUUUUUUUUGUUUGUUUGUUUGUUUUUUGUAACUGCUGCGACCGCCCCGCCCCGCCCCGCCGCCAGGAUUAUU